CCAGAGCGCGCGAGGGGACACGUGGGCGCGCGUCGGGGGGAGGCUCGCACUCGCUGCCUGGGAGAAGGUGUGAAAGAGGGGAUGGCAGAGCCCUUAUGGCUUCACCUGUAUGCUCUAGGCUCACAAAAGGACACUCUUCCGCCUAGCCUCCUUUUGGGGUCAGUACAUUCUCAGAAAGGCAUAGCACAGCUGAGCCCAGGCCCAGCCCCAGAGCACGCUCCGAUAGUGGCUGCAAUGCACAGACAAACGUUUUGGCAGACUGGGUAGAAGACUGGGCUGAUCCUGAUCCACCCAGGCCCAUGCGUGAGGACAGGGGCUCUCUGGCUCAGUCAGAACGCCCCCCCCCCCCAGCAGGCUACAGGAAGACACCUUUUUGGUAGUCCCAGACUGCCUAAUGCCCUGGCUGGCAUCAACCCAAGAUGAUUAUGGCAGGAAGAUGUGUCACCAGGGUGAAGCCCUGCCGGCCACCUUUGGUGGAGGUGGUGGAAAGAGGCUGAGCUCACCGGGAAGGCUGUGACAGACAGGUCCACUGGAGAGGCUGCACACCUCAGGCUGAGUCCCUCAGUUUGCUUCCAGAGAGGCGCCUCUUGGCCCUGCUCAUCCCAGAGGAAUCGAAGUGUCUCCUGGGUAAACCAGGUCUUAGUCCCCAGUGAACCCUGGGAUCUGAGGCCCAGAAUGUCUGCACUCCAUGCCCUGUGAAGAUGCAUGCCAGGCCAAGGUGGGAGCAGACUUGGUCUCCUGAGCCGCACUUUGUUGCUGUUACGGUUGAUUAGUUGUUUCAUUUAACAACAAGGCGAUUGUACAGGCUGUGCAAUUUCACAGAAGCCUCUGAGUCCCUGGCAAUCUGGCACCCCAGGCUCCUGACGGCUUGGCGAGGCUAGUUCCAGUUGGAAGCCUGGAAGCCCUGCAAGUUGGAGGACCUGCUCCCUGUGGAAAGGCCGGCAUCCUAGCCCUAUGCAAUACCGGCCCUGCAGACAGAAAGGUGGAGAGCCUGGAGCGACACGCAGGGCGGAUGUCCCAGUGACUCGGGGCCUGGGGCACUUUUCCCGCUUGAAUCUCUGACUUGGCCCUUGUCUGAAGUCCCCCUAAGUCGAAGAAAAGCUGAUUCCUGCCGUGAUAACUAGAGGUGCAGAGUGUCGGCGCAGAGCACCACUGUGCCUGGGGCAGCAGUUACUGCGCGGAAACCAUCGCACCGGGUGGUGGUGACGCGAGCUGCCGCGGACAGAGGCCCCGAACAGCUGGACGGUAGCGCACCAGGCUUUUCAUAAAUAAUCAACAUCCCCAAACGACUCGCCUGGACUGAGGAAUGACGGAACCCUGUAUUUACAGAAGUGGGACAAGUGAGAGGUCAGGGGAGGCGCACAGCUGCCAGUAAGUCGCGUGCUGGUGCAGGCCCUCAGGCUAUCCGCCUGGCUCCGCGGAGCCGGGCAAAACACUGGAAGUCUUUCGCGGAGACCCUAGGACGAAGCAGGGAGCAGAUCUGCUGCCCGGCCGUGUACUUGCAGCCCGCAGUCCCGGCUCACGCGAACGACUACAGCUCCCAAGGUGCUCUGCGCCGACACUCCCGCAGAGACUACGACUCCCAGGGUGCUCUGCGGCGACACGCUUGCGGCGACUACGACUCCCAGGAUGCUCUGCGGCGACACGCCCGCGGCAACUACGGCUCCCAGGGUUCGCCGCGCGUCCCACCUCUCACACCAGGCCCCGCCUCAGGUCGGCCUGUGGACUACAAAUGGACACGCGCGGCAGUCGCCCGCCAGUUAGCGGCUCCGGUGCGAAGCGGCCUCGGUUCCUUGGGCGUACAGGCGUAACGCGGGCGGGCCUGGAGGGCCAGACGAGCGGUCGCGCGGGCUACGGCAGCCGGCGUGGGGCGGUGGUAGCCGUUGCUGAGGGUUGGGAGGCGGAGUCGUGGGCCUCAGGCGCUGCAAGCCCGGCGGGCCACGACUUGGCUGCGGCAGGGUGCUGGCUGAAGCCAUGGGCGACCGCAGCGGCGCGGGCGGCUCCCGGCGCCGGAGGACGGGGUCGCGGCCAUCGAGCCACGGCGGCGGCGGGUCUGCAGCGGUGGAAGAGGAGGCGCGGAACGCGGCGGCGGGCCCUGACGUGGGUGCUGGGGGGGACGCCCCGGCCCCGGACAAGGACGGAGACGACAAUGUGGGCGGCAGCCAAUUGGAGCUGAGGGUGCUUGUGUCCUGCACUGCCAGGUGCCAUCGCCUGCAGGAUUCUUUGUUCAGCUCUGACAGUGGCUUCAGUAACUACCGUGGCAUCCUGAAUUGGUGUGUGGUGAUGCUGAUCUUGAGCAAUGCGCGGUUAUUUUUGGAGAACCUCAUCAAGUAUGGUAUCCUGGUGGACCCCAUCCAGGUGGUGUCUCUGUUCCUGAAGGACCCCUACAGCUGGCCUGCCCUGUGCCUAGUUAUUGUGGCCAACGUCUUUGCUGUGGCUGCGUUCCAGGUUGAGAAGCGCCUGGCGGUGGGUACCCUGACGGAGCAGGUGGGGCUGCUGCUGCACUUAGCCAACCUGGCCACUGUUCUCAGCUUCCCGGCGGCCGUAGCCUUGCUGGUUGAAUCCAUCACUCCAGUGGGCUCCGUGCUGGCGCUGAUGGUGCACACCAUCCUCUUCCUCAAGCUUUACUCCUACCAUGAAGUCAACCUGUGGUGCCGCAGGGCCAAGGCCAAGGCUGCUCCUGCAGGAAAGAAGGCUGGCGGGGCUGCUGCCCAGCAUACUGUGAGCUACCCAGACAACCUGACCUACCGUGAUCUCUACUACUUCCUCUUCGCCCCUACUUUGUGUUAUGAGCUCAACUUUCCCCGUUCCCCCCGAAUUCGGAAGCGCUUUCUGUUGCGACGACUCCUUGAGAUGCUGUUCUUAACCCAGCUACAGGUGGGGCUCAUCCAGCAGUGGAUGGUCCCUACCAUCCAGAACUCCAUGAAACCCUUCAAGGACAUGGACUACUCACGAAUCAUUGAGCGCCUCCUGAAGCUGGCGGUCCCUAACCACCUCAUCUGGCUCAUCUUCUUCUAUUGGCUCUUCCACUCCUGCCUGAAUGCUGUGGCCGAGCUCAUGCACUUUGGAGACCGGGAGUUCUACCGAGACUGGUGGAACUCUGAGUCUGUCACCUACUUCUGGCAGAACUGGAACAUCCCUGUGCACAAAUGGUGCCUCAGACAUUUCUAUAAGCCCAUGAUCCGACGGGGCAGCAGCAGGUGGAUGGCUAAGACAGGGGUGUUCCUGGCCUCAGCCUUCUUCCAUGAGUACCUGGUGAGCAUACCCCUGCGAAUGUUCCGCCUUUGGGCCUUCACGGGCAUGAUGGCUCAGAUCCCGCUGGCCUGGAUUGUAGGCCGCUUCUUCCGGGGCAACUAUGGCAACGCGGCUGUGUGGCUGACGCUCAUCAUCGGGCAGCCAGUGGCUGUGCUCAUGUAUGUCCACGACUACUACGUGCUCAACUAUGAGGCCCCAACAGCAGUGGCCUGACCCACUCCUCACUGCCCGUGGCCAGAGCCAGCUUACCUUCCCUUGGGCCUUGAGUGCUGCAGCUGGGGGCCUGGCUGCGUGGCAUCAUCCUCCUGCCCUAGGAGGCCUCUCUGCCCCUGUGGGGCUCUCUCCUGUACCCCUUAGGGAUACUGGCAGCAUACCGGGCAGAUGCCGGCUGGGAGUCUGUGCUGACCCUGCUCCAGGGGCUGAGGGUGUCAAUAAAGUGCUGUCCAGUGA
This is a messenger RNA of Microcebus murinus (gray mouse lemur), 3705 nucleotides long. NCBI's taxonomy places the organism in Eukaryota, Metazoa, Chordata, Mammalia, Primates, Cheirogaleidae. The record is from RefSeq and is a predicted model, not a curated record.